AUGAGCCUCAAUGUCAUUGCAUUCAGUGAAAAUGCACCCGAGAUGUUUAAAACAAUCAGCCAUGCAGAGCCAAGUAUCUAUGAAUCCCCAAUGUUGUCCAUUGGGACGAAUGCAUUGUCACUUUUCAUGGAAUAUAGUGCCACAUCACUACACAAGGUACUAAGGUCUGCUGAUGUUUCUUCUCUGAAUCCAGUCCUAGCUGAAUGCAAAUCAUCGGGCAAGCUGUUUUAUGCCAUUGCCCAUCAGGUGACUGGGACUGGUUGUCUAGUGGUAGAUUUUGGGCCAGUGAAGCCUUCUGAAUUUCCUACUGCUGCUGCAUGGGCUUCGCCGCAGUCUUACAUGCUUGCGGCGCUGGCAGUAUCAAAGAUCCAGUCAGUGCCAGGUGGAAGCAUGGAGGUCUUGUGCAAUACUUUGGUACAAGAAAUCUUUGACUUAGUGGGAUAUGAUAGAGUCAUGGCUUACAAGUUCCAUGAAGAUUAUCAUGGUGAGAUCAUUGCCGAGUAUAUGAAGAACAUGAAAUCGGUUGCCUCUCUAGUAAUGGCUGUUGUGAUAAAUGAAAAUGGAGAAUAUUCUGAUGCCAAGCAUGAACAACCAACAGAAUGGCGUCACCCGAGGAAGAAGCUAUGGGGCCUCAUUGUUUGCCAGCAUAUGAGCCCCAGACAUGUCCCCUUUUCGCUACGGCAUGCAUGUGAAUUCAUAGCACAAGUGUUUGCUGUCCACAUAAAUAAGGAGCUAGAAUUGGAGAAGCAGAUGCGACAUAAAAGUAUGAUAAAAAGGUCCAGUAUGAAUUUCGAGAUGGGUGAACUUGUGUUACAAGACGUGUUAGAGGCCGCAAUAAGUGAAGUACGGGUAGCUUGUCAAAGAAAAGGGAUCACAGUAUCUACCGACCAUGCAGAGAAAUUUCGCAUGCAAAGGCUUAAUAAUACGAACUUAAUGCAGCUACUGCAGAAUGUCCUGUUCGACUUCCUGUUUGCUUCUGUGAAGUUCUGUCCUAUUGGAGGUUCCAUUGUAAUAUCUUGCAAACAGACUAUGAAAAUUGGAGAAAACAUUAAUACCAUGGAUCUGGAACUUAGGUACACUUCUCGUGCACUUUAUUGCACUCAUACAACAUUUUCUGAUAUGAAGCAGUGA
Miscanthus lutarioriparius is the source of this 1131-nucleotide messenger RNA. The record is from the annotation of a GenBank genome assembly. Lineage: Eukaryota; Viridiplantae; Streptophyta; Magnoliopsida; Poales; Poaceae.